Messenger RNA from Tilletiaria anomala UBC 951, 1987 nucleotides. RefSeq names its product T-complex protein 1. Gene Ontology annotation, biological process: protein folding. The record is from RefSeq and is a predicted model, not a curated record. The transcript has 5 exons. Lineage: Eukaryota; Fungi; Basidiomycota; Exobasidiomycetes; Georgefischeriales; Tilletiariaceae. Bases 140 to 1915 code for a protein of 591 amino acids. Gene Ontology annotation, cellular component: chaperonin-containing T-complex. Gene Ontology annotation, molecular function: ATP binding; ATP-dependent protein folding chaperone; ATP hydrolysis activity.
GCUUGCUUCAGCGCGCGUGCUUGUUCGAAGCAGAAGCGGAGCUAUCGGUGCCAACGAGCCUACAUUGCUGCACACAGCCAUCCGCCAGAAAGAACCGUAAGAGAGAAGGAAGGAGAAGAAGGAAAAGGAGGAGAAGAAAAUGUCCACAGCAACCGCAGCACCCGCUGCGACGGGGGUACCCCGACAGCAGAAGGCGUUCAAGACGCAGGACAAGCCAGAUGAAGUGCGAAGGAGCAACAUGAACGCUGCCAAGGCAGUUAGUGACGCUGUUCGGACAAGUUUGGGGCCAAAAGGCAUGGACAAGAUGAUUCAAACUGCGAACGGCGAGGUCGUCAUCACCAAUGAUGGUGCGACAAUUCUCAAGCAUAUGGCAGUCAUGCACCCAGCAGCGCGUAUGCUCGUCGAGCUUUCACAGGCACAAGAUAUCGAAGCUGGAGACGGUACCACCUCCGUUGUAGUCAUCGCCGGCUCCCUUCUUGGUGCGGCAGAGAAGAUGCUUAACAAAGGCAUCCACCCGACCAUCAUUGCUGAGUCAUUCCAAAAGGCGGCGGCGAAGGCGGUUGAGUACCUAACCGAAAUAAGCACUCCGGUCGACCUGCGGGACAAGGAGAGCUUGCUGCGCGCAGCGAAUACCAGUUUGAAUUCGAAGAUCGUGUCGCAAUAUUCUUCGGUGCUCGCGCCCAUCGCUGUGAACGCAGUCACCCGCCUCCUUCACGCCUCGAAACCCAAGAACGCAGCCACGACUGCUUCUCCCCGCUCUCCUGCCACAUCGAACCCGACUUCGCCUGCGCUCAAUGCAACACGUCCGUCCAGUUCUUCAUCAGGCGCACCUGGUGCAUCAGUCACUGUUCCCGAGGGCUCCUCGGACACUCCAGCCUCAGAUGUGGAGCCGAUCUCGAUUGACCUGCGUGAUAUCCGGCUUGUGAAGAAGGUCGGCGGGACGAUCGAUGACACGGAGUUGGUGGAGGGCCUGGUGCUCGAGCAGAACGUCAUCACUUCAUCUGGCGGGCCUUCGCGCAUGGAGAAAGCCAAGAUCGCAGUGUGCCAGUUCCAGCUGAGCUCUCCCAAGCCAGACAUGGACAACCAGAUCGUCGUGAACGACUACCGGCAGAUGGACAAGAUCCUCAAAGAAGAGCGACAGUACCUGCUCAACAUGUGCAAGAAGAUCAAGAAGAGCGGUUGCAAUGUCUUGCUCAUCCAGAAGAGUAUUCUGCGCGACGCAGUCAAUGAGCUGGCGCUGCACUUCCUCGCUAAGCUCAAGAUUCUCGUCGUCAAGGACGUCGAGCGCGAAGAGAUCGAGUUCGUCUGCCGGACACUGAACGCCAAGCCCAUUGCGGACAUCGAGGCGUUCACGGAGGACAAACUUGCCUACGCCGAUCUGGUUGACGAGGUGCAGCAGAGCGGUGCGAAAGUGGUCAAGAUUACCGGGAUCAAGGACAUGGGCCAGACGGUCAGUGUGCUGUGCACGGGAGCCAACUCUCUGGUGCUGGAGGAGAGCGAGCGGUCGCUGCAUGACGCACUCUGCGUCGUGCGCUGCCUUGUCAAGCGUCGUGCGCUUAUCGCUGGUGGCGGUGCGCCCGAGGUGCACGUCUCGCGUCUGCUUGCGCAGCACGCGCAGUCGCUCAAGGGCACGCAGGCCUACUGCUUCUCCGCCUUUGCAGAGGCGCUUGAGAUCAUCCCGACCACGCUGGCGGAGAAUGCCGGGCUGAACCCCAUCGCGAUCGUCACCGAGCUGCGGAACAGACACGCACUGGGUGAGAGGACGGCAGGGAUCAAUGUCAGGAAGGGCCAAAUCACCAACAUCCUUGAGGAGAACGUCUUGCAACCUUUGCUCGUCAACACGAGCGCCAUCGAGCUGGCAACAGAGACGGUUGCCCUGCUCCUCAAAGUCGAUGACUUCCAGCUCAGCCGCUAAUGUAUAAGGCACCACAUUCAGGCCGGAUUGUAUGCUGUUUGUUCCAAGGUGCAAUAGCAUAGCAUAACCUAC